GUAAAGCCCGAUUUCCAACUCAAGCAGUUCCGCGCGUGCUUCCAGAAGUCCCCAUGUGGUCAGUCCCGUGAGGUCAGCUUCCUGGCCGGGGCGCCUCUGGGCUCCUGGCACGCACCUCCCGGACCGCUGCCCUGCUUCUCUGGUCCAGCAGCAAGCUUGACGCAUUUCCUUGCUGGGGUAUGAAUGAGCUCAGCUUCAAACACCGAAUUUUCCAGAUGCAAGCCCAGCAGAUGCCCCGUCAAGGUUCCCCUGGUGCCAGGGUCCCUCCAGGCCCAGGAUCCAGGGGACAGCGCUGGUGGGGAGCCAGCGGGGUGCCCAUGCAGGAAGCUGCCACGCGUGGUGAGGUGGGCAUGGGAGACCGCGCCCGGCUGACCCGAGACUCCGUUUUCUUCCAGACUGAGGGGGAAGGUGGUGGGGCCUCGCCACCGGCCCCCCAGAGGAUGCAGUUCUUCGGCCGCCUGGUCAACACCCUCAGCAGCGUCACCAACUUGUUUGUGAACCCGUUCCGGGUGAAGGAGGUGACCAUUGAGGACUACCACUCGCGCCGCCGGGUCCGAGAGGAAGGGCAACUGAUUCUGUUCCAGAACUCUUCCAACCGCACAUGGGACUGCAUCCUGGUCAACCCCAGGAACCCCCAGAGCGGAUUCCGACUCUUCCAGCUGGAGAUAGAGGCUGAUGCCCUGGUGAACUUCCAGCAGUAUUCUUCCCAGUUGCCACCCUUCUACGAGAGCUCCACCCACAUCCUGCAAGCUGAGGUCCUACAGCAGCUGACCGACCUCAUCCGCAGCCACCCCAGCUGGUCGGUGGCCCACCUGGCGGUGGAGUUGGGCAUCCGAGAGUGCUUCCAUCACAGCCGCAUCAUCAGCUGCGCAAAUAACAAGGAGAAUGAGGAGGGCUGCACGCCCCUGCACCUGGCCUGCCGCAAGGGCGACACCGAGGUCCUGGCGGAGCUUGUGCAGCACUGCCGCGCCAACAUGGACGUCACCGACAACAGCGGAGAGACCGCGUUCCACUACGCGGUCCAGAGUGACAAUUCCCAGGUGCUGCAGCUCCUAGGGAAGAACGCGUCCGGCGGCCUGAACCAGGUGAACAACCAGGGGCUGACCCCACUGCACCUGGCCUGCCAGCUGGGGAAGCAGGAGAUGGUCCGCGUGCUGCUGCUGUGUAAUGCUCGCUGCAACAUCAUGGGACCCGGCGGCUACCCCAUCCACACGGCCAUGAAGUUCUCCCAGAAGGGGUGUGCUGAAAUGAUUGUCAGCAUGGACAGCAGCCAGAUUCACAGCAAAGACCCCCGCUAUGGAGCCAGCCCCCUCCACUGGGCCAAGAACGCAGAGAUGGCCCGCCUGCUGCUGAAACGGGGUUGCGACGUGAACGGCACCAGCUCCGCGGGGAACACCGCCCUGCACGUGGCUGUCAUGCGCAACCGCUUCGACUGUGUCAUGGUGCUGCUGACCCACGGGGCCAACGCCGACGCCCGAGGCGAGCACGGCAACACCCCGCUGCACUUGGCCAUGUCGAAAGACAACAUAGAGAUGAUCAAGGCCCUCAUUGUGUUUGGAGCAGAGGUGGACACCCCAAAUGACUUUGGAGAAACCCCUGCAUUCAUAGCCUCCAGGAUCAGCAAACUCGUCACCAGGAAGGCGCUCCUCACUCUGCUGAGAACUGUGGGGGCCGACUACCGCUUCCCACUCACGCAAGGGUUUUCAACGGAGCAGUGCUCCGCGGCAGCUCCCUCCUUCUCCAUGGAAAGAUCUCAUCCCCCACCGAUCAGCUUAAACAACCUAGAACUGCAGGACAUCACUCAGAUCUCCCGGGCCCGGAAGCCAGCCUUCAUCCUGAGCUCCAUGAGGGAUGAGAAGCGGACCCACGACCACCUGCUCUGCCUGGACGGAGGGGGCGUGAAAGGCCUCGUCAUCAUCCAGCUGCUUAUUGCCAUCGAGAAGGCCUCGGGCAUCGCCACCAAGGAUCUCUUCGACUGGGUGGCGGGGACCAGCACCGGGGGCAUCCUGGCCCUGGCCAUCCUGCACAGCAAGUCCAUGGCCUACAUGCGUGGUGUGUACUUUCGCAUGAAGGAUGAAGUUUUCCGGGGCUCUCGGCCCUACGAGUCGGGGCCCCUGGAGGAGUUCCUGAAGCGGGAGUUUGGAGAGCACACCAAGAUGACGGACGUCAAGAAGCCCAAGGUGAUGCUCACAGGGACGCUGUCCGACCGGCAGCCAGCUGAACUGCAUCUCUUCCGGAAUUAUGAGGCUCCAGAGUGUGUUCGGGAGCCUCGAUUCAGCCAGAACACUAACCUCAAGCCUCCAACGCAUCCCUCAGAGCAGCUGGUGUGGCGGGCAGCCCGAAGCAGUGGGGCAGCCCCCACCUACUUCCGGCCCAAUGGGCGCUUCCUGGAUGGCGGGCUGCUGGCCAACAACCCCACGCUGGACGCCAUGACCGAGAUCCAUGAGUACAACCAGGACUUGAUCCGCAAGGGUCAGGACAGCAAGGUGAAGAAGCUGUCCGUUGUCGUCUCCUUGGGGACAGGGAGGUCCCCGCAGGUGCCUGUGACCUGUGUGGACGUCUUCCGACCCAGCAACCCCUGGGAACUGGCCAAGACUGUGUUUGGGGCCAAGGAACUGGGCAGGAUGGUGGUGGACUGUUGCACGGAUCCGGAUGGGCGGGCCGUGGACCGGGCCCAGGCCUGGUGCGAGAUGGUCGGCAUCCAGUACUUCAGUGGCCAUCGGAGGGUACCAACCCCCAGCACUCCCAGCCCUGCCAACGCCUCCUGCUCAGUGCCUGGGCACGCCCGCUCCAUGGCCCCCGAGAUGGACCAGUUCUACAGAUCCACCAUGGCCAUCUACAAGAGCAUCCUGGAGCAGUUCAACCCGGCCCUGGAGAACCUGGUGUACCUGGGGAACAACUACCUCCGGGCCUUCCACGCUCUGUCCGAGGCGGCCGAGGUGUACUUCAACGCCAUCCAGAAGAUUGGGGAGCAGGCCCUGCAGAGUUCCACCUCGCAGAUUCUGGGUGAGAUCUUGGUGCAGAUGUCCGACACUCAGCGGCACUUGAACUCUGACCUGGAGGUGGUGGUGCAGACAUUCCAUGGAGACCUCCUGCAGCACAUGGAGAAGAACACCAAGCUGGACAUGCAGUUCAUCAAAGACAGCCGCCAGCACUACGAGAUGGAGUACCGCCACCGAGCCGCCAACCUAGAGAAGAGCAUGUCCCAGCUGUGGCAGAUGGAGCGCAAGAGGGACAAGAACGCACGGGAGAUGAAGGAGAGUGUGAACCGGCUGCAUGCGCAGAUGCAGGCCUUCGUGUCUGAGAGUCAGCGGGCCGCUGAACUGGAGGAGAAGCGGCGCUACCGCUUCCUGGCCGAGAAACACCUGCUGCUUUCCAACACCUUCCUGCAGUUUUUUGGCCGGGCCCGGGGGAUGCUCCAGAACCGCGUGCUGCUGUGGAAGGAGCAGUCGGAGGCCAGCCGCAGCCCAUCGCGCGCCCACUCCCCGGGCCUGCUGGGCCCCGUACUGGGGCCACCCUACCCCUCGGGCCGCCUGACGCCCACCCGCCUGGACAUGCAGCCCCAGAGGGCCCUGGGAGAGUUCAGCUCCCCCCGCAGCCGGCACGGCUCCGGCUCCUACGGCCCCGAGCCCGCCGAGGCGAGGUCCGCGUCCCAGCUGGAGCCAGACCACCGCCGGUCCCUGCCCCGGACGCCCUCCGCCUCCUCGCUCUACAGCAGCAGCACCCAGCGCUCGCGCUCCAACUCCUUCGGCGAGCGCCCGGGCGGUGGGGGCGGCGGCGGCGCCCGGAGAGUCCGCGCCCUGGUCUCGCACUCGGAGGGCGCCAACCACACGCUGCUGCGCUUCUCGGCCGGAGACGUCGUGGAGGUGCUGGUACCCGAAGCCCAGAACGGCUGGCUCUAUGGCAAGCUGGAGGGCUCAUCCUCGAGCGGCUGGUUCCCUGAGGCCUAUGUGAAGCCUUUGGAAGAGCUGCCUGUGAAUCCCAUGAACCCCUUGAACCCGGUGACCUCCAUGAACCCCAGGAGCCCUGUGAAUGAGCUGCCUUCCAGGUCCUACCCGCUCCGGGGUAGCCACAGCCUUGAUGACCUCCUGGACCGACCGGGCAACUCCACAGCAUCUUCGGACCACUGGGAUGGCCAGUCCCGCUCCCGAACCCCAAGCCGCGUCCCGAGCCGCACCCCCAGCCCCGCACCUACACCCUUGCCCAGCAGCCGCCGAAGUAGCAUGGGCAGCAUGGGGGUGGCCAGUGACGUCAAGAAACUUGCGUCCUGGGAGCAGCAACCCCCAGAGCUCUUCCCUCGCUGCGUCCCACCGUCACCAAUGACCGGUCGGCACCCCUCAUCCGCUGAGGCGCCUUCCUCCACCUGGAGUCUGAGGUCGUCCCUGCCACCCACACCUGCCCAGCUGCCUAGAGCUGGCGGCAACGGAAGCAGCAGCAGUGGAUCCAAGGAGCCAGGGCCUUGGUACCGGGGGGUGACCGCCCCUCCCCAAACCACACCCCAGCCUGAGCAGUUCCAAGGGCAUUGGCCUAGGGUCUGGGCCCUUCAAACGAAAGCAGGCGGAAUUAGGGGACAGAACCAUUUCUUCCCCUCCAGGGACUCCGGACUCUCCCUGGGGGCCUACCUUGUGCCCCCUCAAACUCUUCCCCCUUCUCUGUCCCAGUGGGGAGAAGCCCUUUGCACACCCCCUCUCCCACCCCGCAUAGCUCCCUGUUUAACUUUUGUAAAUGGUGAGAAAUAAAGCAAGUGCAACACAUCA
Messenger RNA from Bubalus bubalis (water buffalo), 4757 nucleotides. RefSeq names its product phospholipase A2 group VI (gene PLA2G6). Gene Ontology annotation, molecular function: protein binding. NCBI's taxonomy places the organism in Eukaryota, Metazoa, Chordata, Mammalia, Artiodactyla, Bovidae. The coding region runs from base 180 to 4739 and encodes 1519 amino acids. The transcript has 30 exons. Gene Ontology annotation, biological process: positive regulation of ceramide biosynthetic process; cardiolipin acyl-chain remodeling; plasma membrane organization. Gene Ontology annotation, cellular component: mitochondrion. The record is from RefSeq and is a predicted model, not a curated record.